AUGGGUUUGAGAAGAAAACGUCCGCUGAAGGAUGCUCGCUCUCAUGAUGAGGAGAUUAUACGCAUUAUCACAGAGCAUCUAGAUCAGGGUGUCAUUGGUGGCUGGGGCCUCACGCAUCUUUACGCAUACUUUCGUCGUAACGGUGUGUUUAUCUCGAGGAACGAUAUCAUGUACACCUUAAGACUCGUGGAUCCGGAGGGCGUCAGUGGUAGAUACCAGAAGAAACAGCACAGAAGGAAGAAGUUUUUGGUAGCCGGCCCCAAUGCUAUAUGGUCAGUUGACGCCCACUGCAAGCUAGAGAUCAUUGGCAUUCAGAUCUACGCCGUGAUCGAUGCGUACUCCCGCAAAGUCAUCUGGAUCUAUGUGGGAGGCUCCGGACGCACAGCUGUCAGCGUCCUAAAGCAAUUUUUGAUGUAUAUGAAAGAGCAUAAGAUUAUGCCGGAAAGGUUUCGUUCAGACCGGGGUGUUGAGACCAACCUUAUUGCCGAUGCAUUUCAUCAAUUGUGUGAAGUACAAGAAGAUCGAUCGGAAGAGGAUCGUGCCAUUGAGAAGUGCUGGAUGUUUGGCAAAAGUACCGCUAAUCAACGUAUUGAAUCUUGGUGA
This is a messenger RNA of Letharia columbiana, 603 nucleotides long. RefSeq lists its product as uncharacterized. The record is from RefSeq and is a predicted model, not a curated record. Bases 1 to 603 code for a protein of 200 amino acids. Lineage: Eukaryota; Fungi; Ascomycota; Lecanoromycetes; Lecanorales; Parmeliaceae. The transcript has a single exon. Gene Ontology annotation, molecular function: nucleic acid binding.